AUGGCAGAGCCGGCGAGUAAGAAGAGACGACUGAGUCCACCGGAGGAGGAAGGGAGGUCGAUGCCGGGAUUCGCGAAAUGGGAUCUGGAACAGGACUACGAGAAUCGAUCGCGGAAGAAGAAGAAGGAGAAGGACGGAAAGGAGGACAGAUUGAUGAUCAAGACGUCCGACGGUCGCAUCACUGAGAACCCCCGUGUAGAUGUGGUAUACCAAAAGCCGGAGGAAAAGGACGAUGAUAAGGACAGUUUUCUUGCCAGCGGCGACGAGGAUGAAGACAGUGCAGUCGCCGACUUCCACUCGUCGAAGCCCAAGAAGCCUACGGUACCACCAAAGGAACAGAUCAGACUGGCAAAGGAAGAGCUUGCACGAUUGGCAGGGUCGUUGAGCGAGGAUCCAGAAGAGCACAUUGGACAACUCGGCGCAUUGGCGGAUAUCGCCAGCUCUCACAAUGUCACAGUCAAGAAGCUGGCACUGGCAACACAAUUAGCAGUCUUCAAGGACAUCAUUCCUGGCUACCGGAUACGACCACUCGGCGAGCAAGACAUGAAUGCGAAAGUGUCAAAGGAUGUCAAGAGACUGAGAUCGUUUGAGCAAGGUCUGCUCAGCGGGUACAAACACUACGUGACGAACCUAGGCAGGCUGUCUGUCUACAAUGAAAAGUCAAAACUCGAUGCCCAGUCCGCGGCUGGUCUGGCGACUGUGGCCAUCUCGUGCGCUUGCGCAUUGUUGACGAGCGUGUCGCAUUUUAAUUUCCGUCCGGAACUGGUUGGAAUCCUGGUGAAGAAGCUGGCGAGCAGACAUGUCGAUGCCGACUUUGUCAAGUGUCGCGAGGCGAUUGAGCAGCUGUUCCAGGAGGAUGAAGGUGGGCACGCUUCGCUCGAUGUCGUGGGACAGUUGACGAGGAUGAUGAAGGGAAAGAAAUACUACUUUCAUGAGAGUGUGCUGAACACCUUCCUACAUUUGAGACUAUUGAGCGAAUUCGCGCACAAGGCUUCGACGAACUCAAUCGAUAAAGCAGCGCCGGACGAUGCGAUGGUGUUGAAGAAGCCAAAGCAGAAACGCGAAUUUAGGACGAAACGAGAGAGGAAGGUAAUGAGGGAGCGAAAGGAGGUCGAGAAGGAGAUGAAGGAGGCAGACGCUGCGGUAUCGUACGAGGAGAGGGACAAGAAUCAGUCCGAGACCUUGAAGUUGGUCUUCGUCACCUACUUCCGCAUCCUCAAGGAGCGGGUGCAGCACUUGAUGGGAGCUGUGCUGGAAGGACUGGCCAAGUACAGCCACUUGAUCAACCAGGACUUCUUCGGAGACAUCCUGGAAGCAUUGAAGGACCUCAUCGACGACGCGGAAGCGGCGCUCAAGCCGCAAGAGGGAGAAGAAGGCGAGGAAGAAAUCGAGCCCGACGAUGCUGCGCAGAGAAAUGCAACGAGAGAAAGCUUGCUGUGCAUUAUCACGGCCUUUGCUCUUCUCCAAGGCCAGAUUGAUGUCGUCAAGUCAGCCAACAGUCUGAAUCUCGAUUUGAGCUUCUUCAUCAAGCAUCUCUAUCGCACGCUGGUACCCUUGGCGAUGGACCUGGACAUCGAACUCAGCGCGAAAACUGCACAUCUCAGCGAUCCGAACGGGCUUCACGUUCCCACCACUUCUUCUAAGGACAACAAAGUCAACGUUGCGACUACCACUGUUCUUUUGCUUCGAUCGCUAUCAUCCGUUCUACUUCCACCAACCGGCACCAAAUCUGUCCCGCCUGUCCGAGUGGCCGCGUUUGUCAAGCAAUUGGAGACAUUAGCACUGCACCUACCACAGAAAAGUGCCAUCGCAGUGCUGGAGUUGAUCAAGCAGAUUACCAAGACGCAUGGCAACAAGGUCGCUUCAUUAUGGAACACCGAGGAGAGGAAGGGAGACGGUGUUUUCGAUCCACUCAGUCAAGAGGUGGAGAGCAGCAAUGCGUUCGCCAGUACUGUUUGGGAGGGAGAGCUGUUGAGGCUACAUUUCGAUCCGAAGAUACGGGAGGCUGUGAAGGCUGUUGAAGGGAAUGUCAAGGCAGCUAGAUCUUAGAGUUCUCGACAACUACCUACCUUACCCAG
This is a messenger RNA of Zymoseptoria tritici IPO323, 2078 nucleotides long. RefSeq lists its product as uncharacterized. The record is from RefSeq and is a predicted model, not a curated record. Gene Ontology annotation, biological process: DNA replication initiation. The transcript has a single exon. The coding region runs from base 1 to 2049 and encodes 682 amino acids. Gene Ontology annotation, molecular function: chromatin binding. Gene Ontology annotation, cellular component: nucleolus. Lineage: Eukaryota; Fungi; Ascomycota; Dothideomycetes; Mycosphaerellales; Mycosphaerellaceae.